Molecule: messenger RNA, 3320 nt
Organism: Drosophila biarmipes
Lineage: Eukaryota; Metazoa; Arthropoda; Insecta; Diptera; Drosophilidae
Gene: tor
Product: tyrosine-protein kinase receptor torso
Exons: 14
Coding region: 437-3163 (908 amino acids)
Biological process (GO): cell surface receptor protein tyrosine kinase signaling pathway; multicellular organism development; protein phosphorylation
Cellular component (GO): signaling receptor complex
Molecular function (GO): protein binding; ATP binding; transmembrane receptor protein tyrosine kinase activity
Source: RefSeq, a predicted model, not a curated record
AAUCUUCGUUGGCGCUACGAUGACGAAGUACCCGUUCGGUUUUUGCAUUUCAAAUGACCCCUGGUCCAAUCCCCGAUACUAUCCAGCACAUUGCAUUGAAGAAGUGAAAAUCAAAUCAAAACAAAAUAGCGCCAAUAUAUUCAGCGAUUCCACCGUUCUUUAUCAUUCCCUUUUCGUAGCUUUCCUCUGUCACAUUUUCGGGCUUCAGUUGGGCGAGAUAAUCCAUGAGCAGUGGUUCGGUUUGAUCUCCAAAGUGGGAUCUUAAAACAAAUAUAUCCAAUUCAUAUAUAUACAAAUAUAAAAGUGUAAUAAAAGUGUAAAUGCGAGAUCUAAGUGCAUGGUAAAAGUGCAUUAAACCCAAAACAAACGUUUUCCAUUUCAAUACGCACACAGUGCAAAAGCUGAAGAAGUUGAUUUGGAAGCGAAACAAAGAAAAAUGCUGAUUUUCUACACGAAAUUCGCGUUUUUCUUUUGGUUUUUUGUCGGAAGCAAUCAAGGUGAAAUUCUGAUAAUGGAUCAGAUCUCCUACGACGAACUGCUGCUCACGGUGACCGCGUGCACCCAGAACUGCCUGGAAAAGGGCAAGAUGGACUUUCAAGGCUGCUACAACGACUGCCGGGCCAAUGAAACUGCUCCCAUAACCCUUCGCAAAGUGCAGGACAACUAUCUGCUGAAUAUGCUGUGCCGCACGGAGUCGGAGCUUGUGUUCCACAUAGACUGGGUGCAGCACAGAGGGGGAAACGAGUCGGCUCCCAAUGCCACUUACAUAAUCCGGGUGGAUGCUGUGAUAGAGGACAUUCCGCAGACCAGACUUUACCUGUCGGAUGAAAACUUCCUGAUCCUGCCUGGCUUGGAGUCCAACUGCAGCCACAAUGUCACCGCGCUGGCGGUGCACGGGGAUGGCAGCUACUCGCUGAUAGCCAAGGACCAGACCUUCACCACCCUCAUCCGGGGCUACCAGCCCAGCAAAAUGGCACCCGUGAAGCUGAUGCGAUUCCUCCCCCAACCGGGUGAGCCGUAUCGCGUUGCAGCCGAGAUCGAGUGGGAGCCAUCGGCGGACAGCAACUGCUACUUCAACAUGGUGGUCUUGCCAACCCACAGCGUGAAUAUGGACGAGCCGCGGGUGGAUAUGUUCCGGGAUCGAAAGAAGCUCUACAGGCACACGCUGGACAACUUAGAGUUUGACCAACACUAUCAAGUGGGCCUGAGAACGGUGAACAUAAUGAACAAACUCGAGAGCAAUUUGACUUGGGCGGAGGUCGUGGCUCCAAGCUGCUUGGAUUGGUAUCCCUUCAACUACACACUCUGCCCUCCCCUUAAACCGGAGAACUUAAGUGUGGUGCAGGAGCAGUACUUGCCUAACACUCUGGCUCUGAAUAUCACCUGGUCGCGACCCAGUCACCUGCCAGAUAACUACUCUCUCCACAUCUACGAUCUGUUUCACGGGGGUAAGGAUAUCAACUUUACGAUCGAGCCAAACAGAAGCCACUUUUUCGUGUCCAACAUCACGGUUCUGGGCUCCCAUUUCGAAGUCCAUUUGGUGGCAACUUCGGCGGGUGGCAAGAAUGCCUCCGGUUUGACCCUGGAAAAGGUCCCAAGGGAUGUCUGGAUGAUUGAGGGCAACCUGGUCAAGCUGAUACUCUUUAUAAUCGUGCCCAUUUGCUGCUUUUUGAUGCUCUGCUGCCUGACCUUCUGCAGACGGAGUCGAUCGAAUCAUAAGGCCUGGAACGCGAAGGCCGAGGAGUUCCACAUCUCGGUCAUGGACAGCAAUGGGCUGCUGGUCUCCCUUCCAGACAAGGAGAGCAUGGAGGUGGACGAGCUGGAGGUGGAUCCCCGUUCGGUGCUCCUGCAAGAUGUCCUCGGCGAGGGGGCCUUCGGCCUGGUGCGUCGCGGCGUCUACCAGAAGCGCCAGGUGGCAGUGAAGUUGUUGAAAGAUCAACCCAACGAUGAGGACGUGUAUGCGUUCAAGUGUGAGAUCCAGAUGCUAAAGGCAGUGGGCAAACACCCAAAUAUAGUGGGUAUUGUGGGAUACUCCACUCGCUUUAGCCACCAGAUGAUGUUGAUCAUUGAAUACUGUAGCCUGGGAAGCCUGCAGAACUUCUUACGUGAUGAGUGGAAGUUCCGGCAGGAGCAGAAUGCCAUUGGCCUUAAGAAGAAUCUGGAGCAGAAUGUGGAAAAGCGUCGAUUCCCCCCUCGUAACUCCAUUCAUGACCGCAUAGAAGAGUUGAACCGCUCGAUGUUGUCCACUGUGGAGGAGGAGAGUGAGGCGGAUCAGACCCAAACGAGCAGUCGCGUGGAGACCUACACCCUCACCCGGAUCACAAAUGCAGCAGACAACCAGGGUUACGGACUGGGGGACAUAGAAAACAUUGGGGGUAGUGAUAUUCCAGGUGAGCUAAAGAAACUGAAGCUGGGACCAGAGGCCAAGAAAGAGCCCAAGCUGAAGUUCGAGAGCAAGAAACGUACCUUUGAGAACAAGGAAUACUUUGAUUGCCUCGACUCAUCGGAUUCCAAGCCAAGAAUACCUCUCAAAAACGCAGAUCUGCUGGAUAUUGCACAGCAAGUGGCGGUUGGAAUGGAAUUUCUGGCCCUAAAAAAAGUAGUGCAUCGUGAUCUGGCUGCCCGCAAUGUGCUGAUCUCCCUGGACCGCAGCAUUAAGAUUGCGGAUUUUGGGCUGAGUCGGGAUGUGUAUCACGAGAACGUGUACCGAAAGUCUGGAGGUAGUGGCAAGCUGCCCAUUAAGUGGCUGGCCCUGGAAUCCCUCACCCACCAGGUGUACACCAGUCAGAGUGAUGUAUGGUCCUUUGGAGUGCUGCUCUAUGAGAUCACUACGCUGGGCGGAAUGCCGUACCCAUCGGUGUCGCCCAGUGAUCUCCUCCAGCUUCUGCGACAAGGUCACAGAAUGAAGCGACCCGAGGGAUGCUCACAUGAAAUGUUUUCUUUGAUGGAAAAAUGCUGGAGUUCCUUGCCAUCACACAGACCCACGUUUUCCAGCCUUAAAGAGAGACUAGGCGCCAUGAUAGCGGCCACAAACGAUGUGCCAGAAAGGCUGAGACAACUACAGGCUGCCAAUGAAUCAAAACUACAGUCCUGUGACAUCCCACACAGUAAAGUGGAACAAUUGCCCUGCGAGGAGGAGCCUUACCUCGAGCCCUUGAAUUAAACUCCAUUAGUUUUAGAAGCUAAAAAUGAGUGCAAUACAAGAUGGUUGGAGAACCAAUUUUAUUGUAGAAUUAUACAUAGCAUUUUCCAGUUCUGACAACGCUGAAAAGCAUAUACUUAACGUUAAAUGGAAAUAAAAUUAAGAUAGUUUAAGAAAA